GGACACAGCUACUUCCUUCUUUCCGCUCACUUCAGUAAUUCCUUCCGCCACUGGGCUUCCUUUUCCAUUGGAGCCCGGGCCCUGGCCCGGUUCCCGUCCCAGCCUAACUUUUGGCGGGUGCCGUUGUGGAGGCGGCACGCGGCAGCCCAACCCCAUGAAGACCCUCCUGGUGACCCUCCAGCCCCGCCACCAUGAACGGAGUCCUGAUUCCCCACACGCCCAUCGCGGUGGACUUCUGGAGCCUGCGCCGGGCGGCCUCCGCGCGCCUCUUCUUCUUGUCCCACAUGCACUCGGAUCACACCGCGGGCCUGUCUAGCACCUGGGCCCGGCCCCUCUACUGCUCCCCCAUCACUGCCUACCUCUUGCAUCGACGCCUACAGGUAUCUAAGCAGUGGAUACAGGCCCUGGAGGUUGGUGAGAGCCAUGUACUGCCGCUAGAUGAAAUUGGUCAAGAGACCAUGACCGUCACCCUCAUUGAUGCCAAUCACUGCCCUGGCUCUGUCAUGUUUCUCUUUGAAGGAUACUUUGGAACCAUCCUCUACACAGGCGAUUUUCGAUAUACGCCCUCCAUGUUAAAGGAGCCAGCGCUGAGGCUGGGGAAGCAGAUCCAUACCUUAUACCUAGAUAACACCAAUUGCAACCCAGCCCUGGUUCUUCCUUCCCAACAAGAAGCUACCCGCCAGAUUAUUGAGCUCAUUCGAAAGUACCCACAACAUAAUAUAAAGAUUGGACUCUACAGCCUGGGAAAGGAGUCCCUGUUGGAGCAGCUGGCCCUGGAGUUUCGGACGUGGGUAGUGCUGAGCCCUCGGCGCCUGGAGUUGGUGCAACUGCUGGGCCUGGCCGAUGUGUUCACAGUGGAGGAGAACGCUGGCCGCAUCCAUGCUGUGGACCAUACAGAGAUCUCCCGCAUCACCAUGCUGCACUGGAAUCAGACCCAGCCUACCAUUGCUAUCCUCCCCACCAGCAGGAAAAUCCACCGCUCCCACCCUGGUAUCCACGUCAUCCCAUACUCUGACCAUUCCUCCUACACCGAGCUCCGUGCCUUUGUGGCUGCCCUUAAGCCUUGCCAGGUGAUGCCCAUUGUUAGUCGACAGCCUUGUAGUCACUACUUUCAGGACCACCUGAGCCCCAGGCUCUCUCUGCCCCUGAUUCCAGACUCUGUGCAGCAAUACAUGAGUUCUUUCUCUAGAAAACAGAGCUUCCUGUGGCUGCUGAAAAGGCGGCUAGAAAAGCCUCGGACCCAGGGCAUUGUGUUUGAACCCCUGAAGGACAGUGCUGCUCAGUGUCAACCUGACAGGGACCCCAAGAAGGUCAAGAAAGAGAACCUUCCUCCUGCUUUGCAGAUCAAGAAGCGGUUGUUGCCAGGCCUCUGCAGCAUAGACUGGCAGGGGCUGGUCCCUUUCUCCAGGUCUGUGGGCGUGUCCAGUGUAGUGUCUUCCCCCUCAGGCUUGUUGGUGCAAGAUGAAAAGUUUAACUCUCUAAAAACUGGGGAAGAACUUGGUAUAGGGCCCCACUUGGGACCCAGGGCUGAUGAGGAUGACCCAGCAACCACAGAGACCCUGGGGCCCUGGGUUGGCCAAGAUUCUGUGUCUCCCAGCCACAGGGAUGCCCCUCGUGCAACUGAGUUCAGAGGCCUGGCUCUCAAAUACCUCCUGACUCCAGCAGACUUUUUCCAGGCAGAGUUCUGUUCCAGGAGCUUUGACCAGCAAGUGGAAAAAUACCACAGAGCCCUUGCUGAAGUGCAGAAUGACAGCCUUGCUUGAACCACCCAGCAAACUGGGAGAUGAUGGCUGAUAGCACUAUUUGUUUGGGGCCUUCUUUUACUAUCUUCACAGGAUCCCUGAGGACUCACCCACAGCAGUACCUCCCAGUCUCUGUGGAAUCCUUGCUCACGUUCUUGAAGCUGUUUGAAAAGCACUUUUCAGGAUCAGCCCUUCCAGGGUCACAUGAAAGGUUCUACAAACCAACUCUGUCCUUGCAUUUAGCCCUGUACUUCUCAAGCCUUCCUGAGCAUGCAACAGAAAGUCCCCACCAACAAGGAGCCAAGGGUUCCCACUGUUACUUUGUGCAGAGCGUCCCUUUCUCCCUCUUCCCAGAUGAACCUCCCCAGGUGGUCCUGUUUUUAAGUUCAGAACUGCAGUGUGAUUUGAUAAAGCAGUGUCAGGGGCAGCAUGUCCCAGGCCCGAGUGUCACUGACUUGCUGUGACCCCAUCCAAGUUACUUCCUGUCACCGCCCUUCUGAGGGAACAGGAAGCAAUGAAGAGGCCGCCUUUGACUCAGUGGUGGAAAGUUCCACAUCUGACUCCAGUUUGUGUCACUGGGGCCCCUGUAGGAGCAGAGCCUGCUACAGGGGGCAGGAAGUUGGUACCCCUCACCCAGGCAUUACCUGUAGCCCAGCUGAACAGUCUGGUUCCCAGCUGCCUGGAGUCCCUGACAGCGUGGCUGACAGCGAGUUACAGAAGAUCAGAUGUGCUGCCAGACAUCCCUGUGGUUGUUCGCAUAUCUGGGAUGUUUGCUGUCCCCCGCCCCGUUCAGGGAGCCGGAGCACACAGCCUGUUUGUUUUAGUAUCCAGGGAUGAGACCCGGAUGCCAGCUGGCUUGAAGGGGUGGGAGUAUGUGCAGUUCCCUCCUGCCCAGCUUAUGACCUGACCAAAUGCCAACCCCCUAAGCCAGCCAGCAGAUACCACAGCCAUGAGCAAAUGGACUCAGAGAGGGCACGGGCUUUGGAGCUGGACACGUGAGUAAAAACAGCUUCAGAACCAAAGCUUCCACCUUAGACAUAAAGACGGUGCUGGUCCUUGUCAGGUGGGGUGGGGUCUGAAGUGGGGAGUUUGCUACUUUGGAAAGGAGCUGGGAAGAGUUUAAAAUGGACUACAGCCAUGUUCUUGCACAAGCUGUCCACAGUUCUGUCUUGCCAGUGACCGUGACUAUAAGCCUAGGGGUCGUCUACGAGAGCUGUGGCAGGAAAGCAGGAGCGCAGCCUGGGCCGAUGGUUUCAGUAGUAGAACUUCAGUUCCUCACCUAAAAUCUCUGCCCUUCACAGUUGCUCUGGAGAUUAAAUAAUUGGUAAAAUUC
Messenger RNA from Echinops telfairi (small Madagascar hedgehog), 3075 nucleotides. RefSeq names its product DNA cross-link repair 1B (gene DCLRE1B). The record is from RefSeq and is a predicted model, not a curated record. Gene Ontology annotation, molecular function: damaged DNA binding; 5'-3' DNA exonuclease activity. The transcript has 4 exons. Gene Ontology annotation, biological process: protection from non-homologous end joining at telomere; interstrand cross-link repair; double-strand break repair via nonhomologous end joining. Bases 192 to 1763 code for a protein of 523 amino acids. Lineage: Eukaryota; Metazoa; Chordata; Mammalia; Afrosoricida; Tenrecidae.